Salvia hispanica is the source of this 1969-nucleotide messenger RNA. It is a transcript of the gene TT8, whose product is annotated as basic helix-loop-helix (bHLH) DNA-binding superfamily protein. NCBI's taxonomy places the organism in Eukaryota, Viridiplantae, Streptophyta, Magnoliopsida, Lamiales, Lamiaceae. Gene Ontology annotation, molecular function: protein dimerization activity. The record is from RefSeq and is a predicted model, not a curated record.
GAAUUUCAUUAUCAUUUUUAGUGUUCAUAGAAAAAAAGGGUUUUUUUUUCCUUCGAGUGGAAAAAAUUCAUUCAAUUUGGAAAAUUGAAUUAAUAAUUAAACAAAGCUAGCUAUGGCUGAGCCGCCGCGAAGCCGGUUACAGAGCUCGUUGCAGGCGGCAGUUCAGGCCGUGCAAUGGACUUAUAGCCUCUUCUGGCAAUUCUGCCCUCAACAAGGAGUGAUGGUGUGGAGCGACGGAUGCUACAACGGGGCGAUAAAGACGAGGAAGACGGUGCAGGCGGCCGAGGAGAGCGAGGAGGAGGCGAUGCGGCAGCGGAGCGAGCAGCUGAGGGAGCUCUACGAGUGCCUCGCCGGGGGAGAGGCCGAGCGGAGGCCCUCGGCCGCCCUUUCGCCGGAGGAUUUGACGGAGUCGGAGUGGUUCUACUUGAUGUGUGUCUCCUUCUCGUUUCCACCGGGAAUAGGGUUACCUGGGAAGGCAUAUGUAGAUAGGCAGCACAUAUGGCUUACAAGAGCAAAUAAAGCCGAUAGCACACUCUUCUCUAGAACUAUUCUUGCUGAGAGUGCUAAAAUACAGACAGUGGUAUGCAUUCCUCUUCUGGAUGGGGUGGUGGAACUUGGGACAACAGAGAAGGUUCAAGAUGACAUUGGAUUGGUCCAACGUGUCAAAGGCUUUUUUGCCAAUUGUCAAAACCCUAACCCUCCAAGGCCGGCUCCAUCGGGCCACUCGACUUCUAACCCAACCUCCUCCAGCCCCGGUUAUCACUCUCUGACAUUGCCUAUGCCAUUUCCACCAUCUCAAAUGGCGGAGGAAGAAGAAGAGGAAGAGGAAAUGGAAGAAGAAGAAGAAGAAGAGGAAGUUGGGUCUGACUCGGACCAAGUAGGCGGUCCCACUCCACCUAAUCAAAAUCUUGUUGAAGCAAUGCAUCUUGAUAUGUCCGACCAGGAUAUUAGGGUUGGAUCACCGGAUGAUAGCUCGAAUAAUUUAGGCUCGAAUUUCCACCAUCUCACCGUCACUAAACGAGGAACUUCGUCAGAGCAGGGUGGCUUCGAUAGGGAUGUAACGAUGCAUAGAUGGCCGUGCAAAGACCCCAUCAUCACCGGAAGCUUCCGAUCACCGCAUUCAGCCGAUUUAAUAACGGAAGAAGACACCCACUAUUCACAGACAGUGUCAAGCCUCCUCGAAAACCAGUCAAACCGGUGGUCCACGCUGUCCUCCACCAACACCGCCGCCUUCACCAAGUGGCUCCCGGAACCGGCCACCUCUACUUCCACCCACCACCGCCGCGACCUACUCCUCGAUGGCGCCUCCCAGGGGGUCCUCAAAUACGUACUCUUCACCGUCCCACUCCUUCACGCCAAGCCCCGCGACGCCUCUGCCUCCGCGCGCCGCGGCCCACAAGACGAGCUCAGCGGCAACCACGUGCUGGCGGAGAGGCGCCGCCGCGAGAAGCUGAACGAGCGCUUCGUCGUGCUGCGGUCCAUGGUGCCGUUCGUGACGAAGAUGGACAAGGCGUCGAUCCUCGCCGACACCAUCGAGUACCUCAAGCAGCUCAAGAGGCGGAUUCAGCAGCUCGAGGCGGAGAGCGAGAGGAACGCCAGGCGGCGGGAGAAGUGCAGGCUCAGGACGGACAUGAGCAAGAGGCCGAAGGUCGGGGCAACCGUGGAGGUGUCGAUCAUAGAGAGUGAUGCAUUGGUGGAUAUUUCAUGCGUGGAUAAAAGUGGAUUGUUGCUGGAUUUGAUGCAAAUGCUUCGAGAUUUAGGUUUACAUGUCACCACUGCUCAUUCUUCCAUCAAUAAUGGCACUUUCAAUGCUGAAUUGAGAGCUAAGGUGGUGGAGAGUGCACACGGCCGGAGACCGAGCAUCACAGAGGUGAAAACAGCGAUAAGUGUACUUAUCUAACUAUUGUAUAUUAAUUUCACUUCAAUGAUAAAAACUAAUAAAAACUAAUGGAGUAAUAUAACUAUGUAG